Messenger RNA from Coregonus sp. 'balchen', 14604 nucleotides. Lineage: Eukaryota; Metazoa; Chordata; Actinopteri; Salmoniformes; Salmonidae. The record is from the annotation of a GenBank genome assembly.
CGAAACCGGAAGCCCAGCUAGCACGGAGGUUGGCGCGAUCAAUUUUCUGAUUCUGGGAAGUUGUUGCUAAAGAUAAAACGAACACUUGCAGAAUGGGUACCGAGCAACAUGGCAAGAAAGUCCAAUGCGUACUUUGUCAAACGUCCGAAGAGAAUCCGACAACUGGACCGCUAUCGACAAAAGGUUCUGUCACCGCUCAUGAAAACUGCUUGGUAAGAUUUUAAAAGGCGUUAUAACCAGGGCCUGGAGUUUCUGUUAUUCCAGCUACGCGGGUCAUUUAGCUUUGGGCGAAGAUUUUGGUACUGGUAGGCUAGCAAAGAUAACUUUCUUGAAGGAACUAAAACGAGUCAAUCAAGUUAGAAUAUUAGUAUUUAACAAGGUUUCCCAAACUCAGUGCACGUUUUGGUUUUUGCCCUAGCACUACACAGCUGAUAAAAAUAAUAUAAUUUCAAUCAGCUAUGUAGUCUUACCUUGGGGUCAAGAGGACCGAGUUUGGGAAACGCUGAGCUAACAAUCUGUGGUAAACCCAGUUGACAGUGUGGCCAAAGAGUUUAUAAACCCAGAGGAGCAACAUCGCGAGACUUCCGGGAACGCUUGCGAAACAGACCCGUUUGGGAAGUAAAUUUGGUGUACUGUAUUCGUAAAUUCACUCUGGGGUGCGUUCGUAAUUUCAGAGUAUUGUCAGAUUGUCCAUUCGUAAAUUCAACAUUUCGUUCAGAGCGCACACCUUUCUCAAUCCUAAAGCACAACCUAGAUUCGAGCCAUUGUCUUAGUUGAACAUGUUGUUACUCCAACCUCGUGAAAGUGACAAACUGACACGUUUACAUUCUUGUAAAACAAAAAACUUCAUAUCGAAGGAGUGCAUUUGAUUUGACGGCGUGCACAUGCGCGAGACGACCGUUAUGCCUUUGCUAGCCAACGUCGCAAUGACAUCGCCUACAAGCGUGAUCGGGGUUUUCUAUUGGGGAAGCCGUUUUAGCCUAUCUUCAUACUGUACUGUCUUUGGUGGCGCACUAUAGGAGACCACUAAAGGACACCUUUACAGAUAAGAUAGGCUGCAUGGCUUUGUGGUUUACUUUCCCAUUUAAAUUCUCAAUGCAGUUAGCCCUAGGCAAAGGUCUUCUCUGGCCUAGGCUGGAGAUGUGGGCCAGUUAGUUGGGGGUAAUACUGAGCGAUUAACCUUUUUUUUCCCUCUUUUUUUCGGUUAUUAAACAACUAAUUGAAUUACUUGAACUCCAUUUGAACUCCAUUUAGUUAGUUUUUUUGUGAUCCCAACGCGCCUGUUCUCUAGAGAGAAAUCAAAUCAUUCACGAGAGAAAUCAACUCAAUAAUUACAUUAUGUGGGACGCUGGGCUGAAUGGAGUUUUCAUGAAGCAAAUAUUCAAUUUAGUUCAGCGCAAACGUGGUAAUUCACUACAAUGACCAAAAUCCAUUGCGCCUGUUUUUUUUUUUGGUUCGUCACUAGUUACCACAGCCACAAAGUCCUAAACCCCGCCUACUACAUUAUGUUGGAUACACACAGACCACAUGAGAGAGGAAUGUACACAAGACAAGGACGAGACAGAGGGUUAGACAGUUCGUGAAAGUAUGCCUUAUCAUCUUUGAAGAACUAGUCAAAUGUUAUUGACAGAGAGCUCUGCAGCUAGCCAAGCUGAAUAGGAUGACUGAAGACAGGACAGUAUGGGGAGCACAGCGCUAACGUUGUCUGGCUGGCUAAAGACAGGACAGUAUGGGGAGCACAGCGCUAACGUUGUCUGGCUGGCUAAAGACAGGACAGUAUGGGGAGCACAGCGCUAACGUUGUCUGGCUGGCUAAAGACAGGACAGUAUGGGGAGCACAGCGCUAACGUUGUCUGGCUGGCUAAAGACAGGACAGUAUGGGGAGCACAGCGCUAACGUUGUCUGGCUGGCUAAAGACAGGACAGUAUGGGGAGCACAGAGAUAAAGUUAAAAUCAAAUAAGAUUUGAUUUGUCACGUGCCGAAUACAACCGGGGAAGACCUUAACAUGAAAUGUUUACUUACAAGCCCUUAACCAACAAUGCAGUCUUAAGAAAAUAGAGUUAAGAAAAUAUUUACUAAAUAAACUAAAGUAACACAAAAAAAAAAUAACAAUAACGAUGCUAUAUAUAACCUUAGGGGGUCCCGGUACCGAUUCAAUGUGCAGGGGUACAGGUUAGUCGAGGUAAUUUGUACAUGUAGGUAGGGGUAAAGUGACUAUGCAUAGAUAAUAAACAGUGAGUAGCAGCAGUGUGAAAACAAACGGGGGGGGGGGGGUCAAUGUAAAUAGUCCGGGUGGCCAAUUGAUUAAUUGUUCAGCUGACUUAUGGCUUGGGGGUAGAAGCUAUUAAGGAGCCUUUUGGACCUAGGCUUCGUGCUCCAGUACCGCUUGCCGUUUGGUAGCAGAGAGAACAGUCUAUGACUUGGGUGACUGGAGUCUUUGACAAUUUAUUUGGCCUUCCUGUGACACCGCCUAGUAUAGAGGUCCUGGGUGGCAGGAAGCUUGGCCCCAGUGAUGUACUGGGCCAUACGCACUACCCUCUGUAGCGCCUUAUGGUCGGAUGCCGAGCAGUUGCCAUACCCGGCGGUGAUGCAACCGGUCAGGAUGCACUCGAUGGUGCAGCAGUAGAGCUUUUUGAGGAUCUGGGGACCCAUGCCAAGUCUUUUCAGUCUCCUGAGGGGUAAUCGGCAUUGUCGUGCCCUCUUCAUGACUGUCUUGGUGUGUUUGGACCAUGAUAGUUUGUUGGUGAUGUGGACACCAAGGAACUUUAAACUCUUGACCCACUCCACUACAGCCCCGUCGAUGUGAAUGGGGGCGUGUUCGGCCCUCCUUUUCCUGUUGUCCAUGAUCAGCUCCUUUGUCUUGCUCACGUUGAGGGGAGAGGUUGUUGUCCUGGCACCACACUGCCAUGUCUCUGACCUCCUCCCUAUAGGCUGUCUCAUCGUUGUCGGUGAUCAGGCCUACCACCGUUGUCGUCAGCGAACUUAAUGAUGGUGUUGGAGUCGUGCUUGGCCACGCAGUCGUGGGUGAACAGGGAGUACAGGAGGGGACUAAGCACGCACCCUUGAGGGGCCACUGUGUUGAGGAGCAGCGUGGCAGAUGUUGUUGCCUACCUUUACCACCUGGGGGCGGCCCGUCAGGAAGUCCAGGAUCGAGGGAGGUGUUUAGUCCCAGGGUCCUUAGCUUAGUGAUGAGCUUUGUGGGCACUAUGGUGUUGAACGCUGAGCUGUAGUCAAUGAACAGCAUUCACACAUAGGUAUUCCUUUUGUCCAGGUGGGAAAGGGCAGUGUGGAGUGCAAUUGAGAUUGCGUCAUCUGUGGAUCUGUUGGGGCGGUAUGCAAAUUGGAGUGGGUCUAGGGUUUCUGGGAUAAUGGUGUUGAUGUGAGAUGACCAGCCUUUCGAAGCACUUCAUGGCUACAGACGUGAGUGCUACGGGUUGGUAGUCAUUUAGGCAGGUUACCUUAGUGUUCUUGGGCACAGGUGGUCUGCUUGAAACAUGUAGGUAUUACAGACUCGGUCAGGGAGAGGUUGAAAAUGUCAGUGAAGACACUUGCCAGUUGGUCCGCGCAUGCUCUGAGAACACGUCCUGGUAAUCCGUCUGGCCCUGUGGCCUGGUGAAUGUUGACCUGCUUAAAAGUCUUACUCACAUCAGCUACGGAGAGCUGUUUGGCUGCUACUGUCUGAGCAGAGAUGAGAUGGCAUGACUUUAAGGAAUUAAAAAUAAUAAAGUCAUCAAAUAAAAACAAAGUAAUAUACAAAACUGUCUUCCCCACGGUUUCCCAAACUCUGUAGUUAUUUGAAUCAGCUGUGUAGUGCUAGGGCAAAAACCAAAACGUGCACCCAGGGGGGACCCCAGGACCAAGUUUGGGAAACCCUGCAUUAGCGGAGAAAAAUAUUCAUCAGCAGAGCAGGGAGAAAAAAAAACCCCACACCAAAACAUCUUCCUGCGGCCAUGCAUGGUUUAUGAGUUUAGUACAACUGUCAUACCCCAUCAGAACCCCAAAAAUAACAUCUAUUUCAUUGUUUGUUUGUAAACAAUUUAAUUGUAAACAAACACUGUAUAGCUUCAAACAUGGUUAAAACUAUAAUUUUGAUAUCAUGGAUGGUCAGUCCUCGCAUCCACAGCUCUGUCUAUGAAUUUGAUUGCUUACAUAACACUUAGGCCUAUGUUAUGUGUUUUUGGUGUGUUUUAUUUGGAUACAUGUUAUGUAACCAAUCAAAUUCAUAGAUGGAGCUAUCGAUGCAAGGACUGACCAUCUAUGAGAAUCCCAGAUUGUUGUUUGAAUCCCAGAUUGCCCCUUUAACUCUCUGCUUUUCCAUGUGUUGUCUGAAUGGCAGCUGUAUUCAUCUGGGAUUAUUUGCCAGAACUCGCCAGAGUUUGACGACUUGUUUGGUUUCUCUGAGGAAGAUGUCCUUAAGGAGAUAAAAAGGGGAAACAGACUGGUGAGGUUCUUUUAUUGUUUCCCUUGGCUGUUUGAAUGUUUCCCUUGGUUGUUUGAAUGUUUCCCUUGGUUGUUUGAUGGUUGUUUGAAUGUUUCUCUUGGUUGUUUGAUGGUUGUUUGAAUGUUUCCCAUGGUUGUUUGUAUGUUUCCAUUGGUUGUUUGAACGUUGUAGGAAGGAAUUAAGUCUAACUGUUUUAGUCGGAUCCUCUAGUUAUGUCUGAUGUUUAGUUAUCUAAUGUAGCCUUUACAAAGCAAACUGCUACUUACUGUACUGUUUCUCCAACCCAGAUUUGCUACAGAUGUAAGAAGAAGGGUGCCACGGUGGGAUGUGAGGUGAAACGCUGUAAGAAGUCCUACCACUACCCCUGCGCUGUGCGAGACGGGGCCCAAAACGUUGAUGACCAUAGAGAAGAGAAGUUUACGUUAGUGCAAGGCACAACGUCUUUUCUUCCUAACAACUAUGAAAUAUAUUUUUGAACUUCAUUGCAAAUGAGAGGUGGUUCUUAACUGACCAACUUGAAGGGAUACUUUGGGAUUUUGGCAAUGAAGCCCUUUAUGUUAUUUAUUUAUUUAGUAGAACGUUUGCGGGAUGAAAUCUUUUGAGAUGCACCAUCUCGUUUUCAAGUGUCCAAAUGAAAUAACCGAAACAAACAAUACUUACAGUUGAAGUCGGAAGUUUACAUACACUUAUAGUGGGGAGAACAAGUAUUUGAUACACUGCCGAUUUUGCAGGUUUUCCUACUUACAAAGCAUGUAGAAGUCUGUAAUUUGUAUCAUAGGUACACUUCAACUGUGAGAGACGGAAUCUAAAACAAAAAUCCAGAAAAUCACAUUGUAUGAUUUUUAAGUAAUGAAUUUGCAUUUUAUUGCAUGACAUAAGUAUUUGAUACAUCAGAAAAGCAGAACUUAAUAUUUGGUACAGAAACCUUUGUUUGCAAUUACAGAGAUCAUACGUUUCCUGUAGGUCUUGACAAGGUUUGCACACAUUGCAGCAGGGAUUUUGGCCCACUCCUCCAUACAGACCUUCUCCAGAUCCUUCAGGUUUCGGGGCUGUCGCUGGACAAUACGGACUUUCAGCUCCCUCCAAAGAUUUUCUAUUGGGUUCAGGUCUGGAGACUGGCUAGGCCACUCCAGGACCUUGAGAUGCUUCUUACGGAGCCACUCCUUAGUUGCCCUGGCUGUGUGUUUCGGGUCGUUGUCAUGCUGGAAGACCCAACCACGACCCAUCUUCAAUGCUCUUACUGAGGGAAGGAGGUUGUUGGCCAAGAUCUCGCGAUACAUGGCCCCAUCCAUCCUCCCCUCAAUACGGUGCCGUCGUCCUGUCCCCUUUGCAGAAAAGCAUCCCCAAAGAAUGAUGUUUCCACCUCCAUUCUUCACGGUUGGGAUGGUGUUCUUGGGGUUGUACUCAUCCUUCUUCUUCCUCCAAACACGGUGAGUGGAGUUUAGACCAAAACGCUCAAUUUUUGUCUCAUCAGACCACAUGACCUUCUCCCAUUCCUCCUCUGGAUCAUCCAGAUGGUCAUUGGCAAACUUCAGACGGGCCUGGACAUGCGCUGGCUUGAGCAGGGGGACCUUGCGUGCGCUGCAGGAUUUUAAUCCAUGACGGCGUAGUAUGUUACUAAUGGUUUUCUUUGAGACUGUGGUCCCAGCUCUCUUCAGGUCAUUGACCAGGUCCUGCCGUGUAGUUCUGGGCUGAUCCCUCACCUUCCUCAUGAUCAUUGAUGCCCCACAAGGUGAGAUCUUGCAUGGAGCCCCAGACCGAGGGUGAUUGACCGUCAUCUUGAACUUCUUCCAUUUUCUAAUAAUUGCGCCAACAGUUGUUGCCUUCUCACCAAGCUGCUUGCCUAUUGUCCUGUAGCCCAUCCCAGCCUUGUGCAGGUCUACAAUUGUAUCCCUGAUGUCCUUACACAGCUCUCUGGUCUUGGCCAUUGUGGAGAGGUUGGAGUCUGUUUGAUUGAGUGUGUGGACAGGUGUCUUUUAUACAGGUAACGAGUUCAAACAGGUGCAGUUAAUACAGGUAAUGAGUGGAGAACAGGAGGGCUUCUUAAAGAAAAACUAACAGGUCUGUGAGAGCCGGAAUUCUUACUGGUUGGUAGGUGAUCAAAUACUUAUGUCAUGCAAUAAAAUGCAAAUUAAUUACUUAAAAAUCAUACAAUGUGAUUUUCUGGAUUUUUGUAGAUUCUGUCUCUCACAGUUGAAGUGUACCUAUGAUAAAAAAUUACAGACCUCUACAUGCUUUGUAAGUAGGAAAACCUGCAAAAUCGUCAGUGUAUCAAAUACUUGUUCUCCCCACUGUAGGUUGGAGUCAUUAAAACUUGUUUUUCAACCACUCCACACUUUUCUUGUUAACAAACUAUAGUUUUGGCAAGUCAGUUAGGACAUCUACUUUGUAACACAAGUAAUUUUUCCUACCUUCAAACUCAGUGCCUCUUUGCUUGACAUCAUGGGGAAAUCAAAAGAGACCUCAGAAAAAGAAUUGUAGACCUCCACAAGUCUGGUUCAUCCUUGGGAGCAAUUUCCAAACGCCUGAAGGUACCACGUUCAUCUAUACAAACAAUAGUACGCAAGUAUAAACACCAUGGGACAACGCAGCCGUCAUACCGCUCAGGAAGGAGACGCGUUCUGUCUCCUAGAGAUGAACGUACUUUGGUGCGAAAAGUGCAAAUCAAUCCCAGAACAACAGCAAAGGACCUUGUGAAGAUGCUGGAGGAAACAGGUACAAAAGUAUCUAUAUCCACAGCAAAACGAGUCCUAUAUCGUCAUAACCUGAAAGGCCACCCCGCAAGGAAGAAGUCACUGCUCCAAAACCGCCAUAAAAAAGCCAGACUACGGUUUGCAACUGCACAUGGGGACAAAGAUCGUACUUUUUGGAGAAAUGUCCUCUGGUCUGAUUAAACAAAAAUAGAACUGUUUGGCCAUAAUGACAAUCGUUAUGUUUGGAGGAAAAAGGGGGACGCUUGCAAGCCGAAGAACACCAUCCCAACCGUGAAGCAAGGGGGUGGCAGCAUCAUAAAUUAAAAUAAAAUAGCACCUGUGGGGGUGCUUGGCUGCAGGAGGGACUGGUGCACUUCACAAAAUAGAUGGCAUCACGAGGAAGGAAAAUUAUGUGGAUAAAUUGAAGCAACAUCUCAAGACAUCAGUCAGGAAGUUAAAGCUUGGUCGCAAAUGGGUCUUCCAAAUGGACAAUGACCUCAAGCAUACUUCCAAAGUAGUGGCAAAAUGGCUUAAGGACAACAAAGUCAAGGUAUUGGAGUGGCCAUCACAAAGCCCUGACCUCAAUCCUAUAGAACAUUUGUGGGCAGAACUGAAAAAGCGUGUGCGAGUAAGGAGGCCUACAAACCUGACUCGGUUACACCAGCUCUGUCAGGAGAAAUGCGCCAAAAUUCACCCAACUUAUUGUGGGAAGCUUGUGGAAGGCUACCCGAAACGUUUGACCCAAGUUAAACAAUUUAAAGGCAAUUCUACCAAAUACUAAUUGAGUGUAUGUAAAUAUCUGACCCACUGGGAAUUUGAUGAAAGAAAUAAAAGCUGAAAUAAAUAAUUCUCUACUAUUACUCUGACAUUUCACAUUCUUAAAAUAAAGUGGUGAUCCUAACUGACCUAAGACAGGGAAUUUUUACUAGGAUAAAUGUCAGGAAUUGUGAAAAACUAAGUUUAAAUGUAUUUGGCUAAGGUCUAUGUAAACUUCCAACUUCAACUGUAUCUACUUCCCCAGAGUCAGAUGAAGUCAUGGAUACAAUUUUUAGUGCAAUUUGAAGGAAGUUGCAAACUAACGUUAGAGCAAUUGAUAACUAGGGUUAGCGCAUUGAGUUACAUUUUUACAUAACAUUUUUUAGUCAUUUAGCAUACGCUCUUAUCCAGAGCGACUUACAGUUAGUGAGUGCAUACAUUUUUCAUACUGGCCUCCCGUGAGAAUCGAACCCACAACCCUGGCGUUGCAAACGCCAUGCUCUACCAACUGAGCUACACGGGGCCUGAGUUACCAUAGACUUCCAGUCAUUGCGCUAACGCUAGUUAGCAUUGGCUAGCAAAACUACCUCUAACUUCCUUCAUACUGGAUGCAGAGACAUAAAAAUGGUAUCCAUGAGUUCAUCUAACUCUGGGGAAGUAGAGGUCAUGACCAUGUUAUUGAAUGGGGCUCUAUGACUGUAUCUCUGUGUUUUACAGGUUGUACUGUCAGAAGCAUCAUCCGGAGAUAGCAGGUGAGGCGGCUGUUAGGAGUUUUAUGUGUCCAUCUGGUUCAUGCCUGUAGGCUACCUGAGUAACUGUUACUAUAGCAGAAAUCAAUGAGUUGUCAUUCCCAAUAUAUAUCUGGAUGUGUUUAGUUGAUUAAAUACCUAUUAGUCCAUCAGGGCAAAUCUUCCUGGCUUUGUACACAAACACGCUGCCUCUGCCGGUCCAACUUGCAGUUCCAGCAAAAAGCUAUAAGUUAAUGAGGUGCUUCUUUUACUUUUUGUUGAGGGUUGUUUCUGUCUCAACACAGCAACCAAUGGAACAGUGAGUAGAGCAUUGUCUUUCAACGGGGAUUCAAACACAGAGGUGAACAACAAUGGAGAAACGUCACCCAAGGUCUGUGUUCCACUGAUUGUACUGUAAUAACACACAUACAGGACAAUUAUGGAAUGGAUAGUUAACAGCUAGGCCUAUAUAUGACUGAUUACCUGGUCACUAUCCCCGUCCGCUGGCCAUCAUUGAACCACAUCAUCCAGCUAAAGGCUGAGAAGCAAACACAACUAAAUUAAUCAAUUUCCGUUCCCAUUUCCAGCUGUUUUGUCUCGUCUGUGAGAAGAAAGAGGAAAGCGUCAGUCUAGAACACAUCGAUAGUGGCAUUGUCAAGUGAGUAUGAGGAGGAGUUUUUAAUUCCAAAACCAUUAUCUUUGCUUUUUCAUUUCUAUCAUUGAUGUCAGUACAGUGCUUUAUUAUGUAGUUGUGAGAGCCUGGCGUGUCUGUCUCUGUCACUUAGGCCAUAUUGUGAAAAGCAUGAACUACAGUCGUUGCAGAAAGAGCUGGAUGGUAAGUAAUUUAUCUCCAAUGACUCACACCAACAUGGACUUGACUUCUCCUUUGGUUGUGUUUCCAUGUAGUUUAAAGAUCAGAUUUAUAGUUUAGAAAUGUAUGUUUCAAUUCUAAAGGACUUGAUGCAGUGGCAGGACCCUCAUCUCACAAUAGUGACUCCAACAUGUCUAGUAAACGACGGCAGAAACAAACACCCAAGGUGUGUAUUUAGCUGUUGAGAAGGGAUGUAAACUCAGCAAAAAAAGAAGUGUCCCUUUUUGAGGACCCUGUCUUUCAAUGAUAAUUCGUAAAAAUCCAAAUAACUUCACAGAUCUUCAUUGUAAAGGGUUUAAACACUGUUUCCCAUGCUUGUUCAAUGAACCAUAAACAAUUAAUGAACAUGCACCUGUGGAACGGUCGUUAAGACACUAACAGCUUACAGACGGUAGGCAAUUAAGGUCACAGUUAUGAAAACUUAGGACACUAAAGAGGCUUUUCUACUGACUCUGAAAAACACCAAAAGAAAGAUGCCCAGGGUCCCUGCUCAUCUGCGUGAAUGUGCCUGAGGACUGCAGAUGUGGCCAGGGCAAUAAAUUGCAAUGUCCGUACUGUGAGAUGCCUAAGACAGCACUACAGGGAGACAGGACGGACAGCUGAUCGUCCUCGCAGUGGCAGACCACGUGUAACAACACCUGCACAGGAUCGGUACAUCCGAACAUCACACCUGCGGGACAGGUACAGGAUGGCAACAACAACUGCCCAAGUUACACCAGGAACGCACAAUCCCUCCAUCAGUGCUCAGACUGUCCGCAAUAGGCUGAGAGAGGCUAGACUGAGGGCUUGAAGGCCUGUUGUAAGGCAGGUCCUCACCAGACAUCACGGGCAACAACGUCGCCUAUGGGCACAAACCCACCGUCGCUGGACCAGACAGGACUGGCAAAAAGUGCUCUUCACUGACGAGUCGCGGUUUUGUCUCACCAGGGGUGAUGGUCGGAUUCACAUUUAUCGUCAAAGGAAUGAGCGGGAUCGAUUUGGAGGUGGAGGGUCCGUCAUGGUCUGGGGCGGUGUGUCACAGCAUCAUCGGACUGAGCUUGUUGUCAUUGCAGGCAAUCUCAACACUGUGCAUUACAGGGAAGACAUCCUGCUCCCUCAUGUGGUACCCUUCCUGCAGGCUCAUCCUGACAUGACCCUCCAGCAUGACAAUGCCACCAGCCAUACUGCUCGUUCUGUGCGUGAUUUCCUGCAAGACAGGAAUGUCAGUGUUCUGCCAUGGCCAGCGACGAGCCCGGAUCGCAAUCCCAUUGAGCACGUCUUGGACCUGUUGGAUCGGUGGGUGAGGGCUAGGGCCAUUCCCCCCAGAAAUGUCCAGGAACUUGCAGGUGCCUUGGUGGAAGAGUGGGGUAACAUCUCACAGCAAGAAGUGGCAAAUCUGGUGCAGUCCAUGAGGAGGAGAUGCACUGCAGUACUUAAUGCAGCUGGUGGCCACACCAGAUACUGAUUCAGGGACACAUUAUUCCACUUCUGUUAGUCACAUGUCUGUGGAACUUGUUCAGUUUAUGUCUCAGUUGUUGAAUCUUGUUAUGUUCAUACAAAUGUUUCCACAUGUUAAAUUUGCUGAAAAUAAACGCAGUUGACAGUGAGAGGACGUUUUCUUUUUUUGCUGAGUUUAUAUCUUCAGUAAAGAAAGUCACGUAAUAUGCUCAUGUAAUCAUAUAUGGUAAUAUAAUAGUGAAUCGUAAUCUCUUUGCUUUUGCUGUUGAAACAGAGACGGUUGAGCUCCUCUAGCACGUAAGUAUGGAAUUCAUGUAUGCAUGUCAUAGUUGGGUGGACUGUUUCUUGGAUGCUGUCCAGUUGACCUAGUCCAUGAGCUAGGGGGUUCGGUUUGGGGUGACAAUUAUGUCUCAUAGUGAUUUUAUUUGAUGUCCCUAAAGUAGGAAAAUGUGUGAUAGCAUUCCAGCAAUGGUAGCUUUCUGUGUGUUAACACUUUAUUCAAUCCUUCCAUCCCAUUCAUCUUUGCUCCUUAAUUUCUAUCAUUGAUGUCAGUACAGUGCUUUAUUAUGUAGUUGUGAGAGCCUGGCGUGUCUGUCUCUGUCACUUAGGCCAUAUUGUGAAAAGCAUGAACUACAGUCGUUGCAGAAAGAGCUGGAUGGUAAGUAAUUUAUCUCCAAUGACUCACACCAACAUGGACUUGACUUCUCCUUUGGUUGUUUCCUUGUAGUUUAAAGAUCAGAUUUGUAAUUUAGAAAUGUAUGUUUCAAUUCUAAAGGACUUGAUGCAGUGGCAGGACCCUCAUAUCACAAUAGUGACUCCAACAUGUCUAGUAAACGACGGCAGAAACAAACACCCAAGGUGUGUAUUUAGCUGUUGAGAAGGGAUGCAUAUCUUCAGUAAAGAAAAUCACGUAAUAUGCUCAUGUAAUCAUAUAUGGUAAUAUCACAGUGAACUGCAAUCUCUUUGCUUUUGCUGUUGAAACAGAGACGGUUGAGCCCAUCUAGCACGUAAGUAUUGAAUUCAUGUAUGCAUGUCAUAAUUGGGUGGUCUGUUUCUUUGAUGCUGACCAGCCCUGUUCUGUUUCACGUUUUGAGUGCAUGUAGCUUUAUUAACAUUCUUUGCUGUCAAAAAGUUAAAUAUGUAAAUAUGUCUCUUUAAUUCUCUGGGCACUAUUUUUCUGAACACUGCUCAAGUUGUUACUUUUUUCUGUCACAGACAGGAAGUGAAAUCAUCAAAAAAGAGGAUACAGGAGGAUUUCUCAGACUCAGGUUACUUUAUUGUUCCAGUAGGCUCCCUUUUCAUUAUCUUGAUUAUUGUCGAUUUAUAUUUAUACUGAAAAUAUAUAUAUAAAUGCAACAAUUUCAAUGUUUUAUUGAGUAACAGUUCAUAUAAGGAAAUCAGUCAAAACUUGAGCAAAUUUUUGUGGCCUUUUAUUGUCCCCAGCACAAGGUGCACUUGUGUAAUGAUCAUGCUGUUUAAUCAGCUUCUUGAUAUACCACACCUGCCAGCUGGAUGUAUUAUCUUGGCAAAGGAGAAAUGCUCACUAACAGGGAUGUAAACACAUUUGUACACAAAAUAUGAGAGAAAUAAGCUUUUUGUGCAUAUGAAAUAUUUCUGGGAUCUUUUAUUUCAGCUCAAGAAACAUGGAACCAACACUUUACAUGUUGCAUUUAUAUUUUUGUUUUUACAAAGACAUCAGUGAUGCAUUGCAUUGAUUAGUAUUUUUGUAUGUUCUGUAACAGACGGAGAUGAGAAUGGAAUUGACAUGGAGUUAGCCCCUUUGGAGUCUGAUCUAGAAGACAGUGUCAACUCUGAACACAGGUAAUGGUGAUGGUGCUCUAGUCUGGUGUGAAUAAAACUACUUUCAUGUUUAGUCUGAUGGGCAUAAAAACCCAAUCAUGAGACAUGUUAUCUUUUCAGUGUUGAGGCGGUUCCUGUGUAGGCCAAAUAUUAUAGAAAGGGAGGGAGGGAGAUAACAGUUGCCUGCCUCUGUAGUGUACAGUGACGUUAGAAAAAUAAUAUUGCUCUCUUACUUCACAGAAAUCAUGCUGAGGCUCCCACCACAGGUAAACAUGUCAGGGUACACAUUUACACACAACACAUUGCCAGGAGGUUUAAUAUCAAACCUGAUAAUAUCAAAACCACUGUUUUCCGCAGGAAGUCAGCCAGAACCUGAAAACGGAGACAAUAGCGAUAGUGAUACAGUCAUAGACUCAGUGAGUUACACAACACUCUUGACUAUUCUUAUCCAACACUUCCUGUGGCAUUACUGUGUCUCUGUCCUGGUCCUAAACCAUUGGUUUGAUCAUUACUGUGUCUCUGUCCUGGUCCUAAACCAUUGGUUUGAUCAUUACUGUGUCUCUGUCCUGGUCCUAAACCAUUGGUUUGAUCAUUACUGUGUCUCUGUCCUGGUCCUAAACCAUUGGUUUGAUCAUUACUGUGUCUCUGUCUUGGUCCUAAACCAUUGGUUUGAUCAUUACUGUGUCUCUGUCCUGGUCCUAAACCAUUGGUUUGAUCAUUACUGAGUCUCUGUCCUGGUCCUAAACCAUUGGUUUGAUCAUUACUGUGUCUCUGUCUUGGUCCUAAACCAUUGGUUUGAUCAUUAUUUGGUUUGAUUGACCAUUGGAAUGAUCAUCAUUUGGGGUCCCGAGUGGCGCAGCGGUCUAAGGCACUGCAUCUCAGUGCUUGAGGCGUCACUACAGACCCCCUCGUUCGAUUCCAGGCUGUAUCACAACCGGCCGUGAUUGGGAGUCCCAUAGGGCGGCGCACAAUUGGCCCAGCGUCGUCCAGGUUUGGCCGGUGUAGGCCGUCAUUGUAAAUAAGAAUUUGUUCUUAACUGAUUUGCCUAGUUAAAUAAAAUUUAAAUAAAAUACAAUUAUUGUGUCUCUAUCCAGGACGCUGUGUCCCAGAGUCUGUUGCUGCCAGUGGCGUCUGAAGAACCCUCUCAGGGCACAAACCUCUCAGGUAGAUACUCACCUCCUACACUCCUUACUUACUAUCCCUACUGAUCAGUUUAGUCUUGGAAAAGCUUUUGAUAAUGUAGCCGUUUUCUAUUCUCUCCUCUCAGUGUGCAGUUCUGAGCCGUGUGAACCAGGACAAGCCGCAGAACCUGUCCUCUCUGGUCGACACGGCAGCUCUCUCACACUUGGUCCUGCUCACGAUCCAAUCUCAUCCGUCCACUCUGGUCCACUCAUUGUCACCAGCACACCUACUCGUACCAGUCCACCAGUCUCACACGUCCCCCCUGGUUGCUGUUUCAUCCCUGUGUCCUCUCCACCUUCUCCCUCUCCACACUCUGUCUCCAAACGUCCUCCGGCUGGGCCUGGAGGCCUGGGUUCACCUGUUGGUUCUGACUCUGAAGCCAGCCGAGUGUUCUGGAGUAGGUGUAACGAAGCAGGCUGUACAGAGUCCAUCUUCAACACCUUCAUCUCUGACAUGGUCAGCAUCUCCAAUAGGAUCCUGUCGAAUAAGGCCAGUCAGGAGGGUGAGUGGCACGGUUGGGUGGUAUAAAAAAAAAAACUUGCCUCACCAAUGAAUCCCUGUUGGGAGCAUAUUAUCAGAAUUGCUGACUUUAUUUCUUGCCUUCUCUCGUUUUCAGAUUUUGAUCUCUCUCUGAGAGUGAUGGAGGCUUCUGGAAAAUUAUCACAGAUGCUCUCAGAGCAGGAGAGAGGUGAGAAU